UUAAACCUAGCUGCCCCUGCUAAGGAUGAAGCUGGAGACAGGCCCGGCCAUAGUCCUAGUUCUGGCUGUGGCAUCCUGGACACAGGAGUUUUUCCCUAAGGAGGCCCAGACUCUCAACUGGGGCAAGUUUUCAGGCUUCUGGUACAUUAUUGCCAUCGCCACAGACACCCAGGGGUUCUUGCCGGCUAGAGACAAGAGGAAGCUGGGGGCGGCUGUGGUGAAGAUGCACAAAGCAGGCCAGCUCAAGGUGGUCAUCGCCUUCAGCCGGCCUCAGGGAUGCCGGUCCAUGGAGGUGACCCUGAAGAAGGACAGAAAGAAACCUGUGUUCAGGAAUACCUUGAAGGGGAUAAAGGGUUUCCAUGUGCUGUCCACUGACUACACAUAUGGCCUGGUCUACCUCCGCUUGGGGCGUGGAGUCAACAACUACAAGAGUCUACUGCUCUUCAACAGACAGAACAUCUCUAGCUUCCUGAGUCUGCGAGAAUUCCUGGACAAGUGUCACACUCUGCAGCUCGCCAAGCAGGCCACCAUCCUUCCGAAAGACGAUUCCUGUGCACACACCAUCCUGCCGUGACAGCCAGCCACCCUCUGCUCAUCCCUUUGGCUUGAGAGCCUUCCUGACCCUGGGAAU
This is a messenger RNA of Peromyscus maniculatus bairdii (prairie deer mouse), 631 nucleotides long. RefSeq names its product lipocalin 10 (gene Lcn10). Lineage: Eukaryota; Metazoa; Chordata; Mammalia; Rodentia; Cricetidae. The record is from RefSeq and is a predicted model, not a curated record. Gene Ontology annotation, molecular function: small molecule binding.